This is a messenger RNA of Lathyrus sativus (Indian pea), 567 nucleotides long. The record is from the annotation of a GenBank genome assembly. NCBI's taxonomy places the organism in Eukaryota, Viridiplantae, Streptophyta, Magnoliopsida, Fabales, Fabaceae.
AUGAAGCUCAUUUCAUCUCUCAUCUUCUUCCUCCUAAUCUCCAUCCCACAUUCCUCUCCCACUCCAACCAAAUCAAGAAAAAGAACACAACUCCACAAACCCUGCAAAACCCUAACGUUCUACUUCCACGACAUCCUUUUCAACGGUCACAACUCCAAAAACGCCACGUCAGCAAUCGUAGGAACACCCCCAUGGGGCAACACGACAGCCUUAGCAAACCAAAACCACUUUGGUGACUUAAUUGUUUUCGAUGAUCCAAUCACUAUGGACAACAAUUUACACUCUCACCCUAUUGGUCGUGCUCAAGGAUUUUACAUUUACGAUAAGAAAGAAAUUUUCACUUCUUGGUUUGCUUUCUCGUUUGUCUUUAACUCUACGGUCCAUAAGGGUACCAUAAAUUUUGCUGGUGCUGACCCUUUGAUGAAUAAGACUAGGGACAUUUCGGUAAUUGGGGGGACUGGUGAUUUUUUCAUGACUAGGGGUGUGGCUACUCUUUCAACUGAUGCUAUUGAAGGUGAAGUUUAUUUUAGGCUUCGUGUGGAAAUUAAUUUGUAUGAAUGUUGGUAA